AUGGAACUUGUCGAAGAACAAAACAAUCAAUUUAAUCCUGAUAAAUUAGAAGUAUUAACUGUUGGCAACAAUAGCUUAUCCACUAAUGGUUUAACAGCUUUUAGUCGGUUUAUUAAUUUAAAAACAUUAGAAAUUAAUAAUUUAGAACCAAAAACAACAAAGCGAGUUAUUUAUAAUCAUUUUACUGGUUUUAAUUCAAUAUCAAAAAGUCCUCAAAAACUAUUGAAUGACCUGGCUCAAAUCAAGCAAGUCAACCGUUCUGACUUAAAAGCCUUUUUAACCCAAGACCACACUUCUUUUAGUGUCCUGUCGGUCUCCACUAAACAUAUCCAAAGCACUAACCGUAUUAGUGUUACCUUAUCUAAAAACAGUACUCAAUCUUUUUACUUAGAUAAACCCAAAAUAGCUCAGCAACAGCCUAUUUCCAAUUUAUCUAAACCAAAAGAUGAUUGCUUACAAGAUGCCCAGAAUUGCACUUACUUUCAAUUCUUUAAUAGUAAAGAAAAAAAACUCUACACUAGAUUUAAAGAUAAAGUUGAAGAAAAUUUCGAGGGAACCGAAGCACACCCAUUGUCCCCUAUUCUCAUAAAUGCACCCUCGACAAAAACUUCACCUCCUGCUGAAACUGCCGUGCCUACAUUUCUCAAUUAUGGCCUUAUGGUCGCAAGUCUUUAUCAGGAACAUGGUUUUCAGAAAAAUAAUAAAGCCUAUCACUUUUUUAAAAAUCUUUAUGACUAUGAAACUCACCCAACUUUAUUAAUCGGCAAGCACAAACUGGAUGCCGCAACCGGACAACAUUUACCUAGAAAUCAAAGAGUAUUUCGCCAUUACAACUAUCAAACCCAAGCCACUACUUACUUCUACCGUGCUAACGAGCAAUUAGUUGGGCAAGCUAGAAAGCCUUUUUCAGAUAAAAAGCAUUUUCGCUUAGGAACUCGCUCUUUAAACCCCCUAUCCCUGCUAAAUUUAGCCAGCAGAGCCACUAAAAAAGAGGCUUAUCAGUUUAAAAAACCCAAAAAACCUGCUGUUCAGCCGGAUUUUCAGGAAUUUUUAAUAACUCGUUUACUACUCUUAUGUAAAUCCGCGGAAUUUGUCCACUUACCACUUGAGCAGGAAAAAGUUCCCAAGGAAGCCGGACAGUGUAGCGACACUAUUUACACCCACUUCACCACCAAACCGGUUCUCCGUUUUACUUUUGAGCCAGUGCAAGCACCAGUAGUCAGACAAUUCAUUGCUAAACUAGAUGACUAUGCCACUGAAUUCGACAUGGAAGAAAGCCAAGACUUCUAUUCUUAUCCAGUCAGCCACGACCACCAGCACCAAACCACUCAGCAACUAGACGGUCUCUGCGGCUGUGAAAUCCGGGCUCGCAAUCAAUAUCUCGACAACUGA
This is a messenger RNA of Ambispora gerdemannii, 1392 nucleotides long. The record is from the annotation of a GenBank genome assembly. NCBI's taxonomy places the organism in Eukaryota, Fungi, Glomeromycota, Glomeromycetes, Archaeosporales, Ambisporaceae.